CCUCUCUUGCCAUCCUGUGCCCCUCCUUGUUUCCUUCGUUUGACACCCUCUCCUUCUCUUGUUGCUUGUAUCAAUAUCGUCGUCGUUGUCGUCGCAUACAAUUGUAAUAAUAUCGUCGCAUAUCAACCUCUGUAUCAACCUCUGUCACGCUCCGUACCGACGCUGCAGCACGCCGCCUUCACUACAACCGGCCACGUGAUCCACCUUGCGUUUUUGCCAACCAGAUCCAGUUGGAAUCCCUUUCGACCCAGCAGGCCAGCAAUCAUUUCCUCAAUCGCUUCGACUUCCAGGCGGCCCUCUCACGCGGAAUGAUCACGGCGCACUCUACGUCCACGAACCAUCUCACUUCUGAGCGAAAGGCUUGCGCCAGGUCCGAGGACUCUUAACCCUUCACUUUCUGAACUAUGCCUCAGGCCGACGCUGCCACCGCCUCGGAGCCUGCCAAUGCCAGCGCAUCCUCGACGACCCCGAAGAAGGCUGCCUCAGCGCCCGAGAAGAAGUACAAGUGCCAGUACUGCAACCGAGCCUUCAGCAGAAGCGAACACAGGAGUCGACACGAGCGAUCGCACACCAAAGAGCGUCCCUUCAAGUGCCAGAAAUGCCGCAGCACGUUCGUUCGUCGAGAUCUGCUCCUGCGCCACGAUCGAACCGUGCAUGCGAAGGAUGGCGGUGUGCCCCUUCAGUCUGAAGGCAGAAAGAGAACAGGGACAGGUGUAGCGACGAAGACGACGCCCUCAACGGCCGCUCCGUCUAAGCCGUCGAUAAGCAUCGAUCCAGGAACGUUGGAGCAGAUAGAGGCAAGCAGCGAUGGUAUGCUCGACCUUGAAACUGCCGCCAUGUUGAUGACAGACUUCCAACACAAGGCGGCAGCAGCAGCGGCAGUGAACGGCCAUCUACACAACGGCGAAGGCUCCAUUCCCGACUACUCACCCGACCGAAGCUCGCUACUCGAAUCGUCCGACUACCUCGCCGGUCCGAACGUCCUGCCGCAUAUGCCGUGGGACAGCUUCAUGCCACAAGGCCCGUCAGAACCCAAAGCACAUUCCAUGUCGAGCAUCUCGUCGCAAGAUAACCUGUCGCAGCCUCCCUUCGUCCACAUGGGAUCGAUCCAACCGCAUCAGUCCCAAUUACCACCCAUCAUGGAACGCCAGAAUUCGCUCGGGAGCUCGCUGCCUCCAACCUUCCCCUCGCUGGCCGACACCUUCCCGGUUUCGGGGACGCCCACGCCUAACGCGCUCUCUCCUUUCCCCUCAAUGACAGGGCCUGUGUCGCCAGUGAACUAUCGCAAGUCGCCUGGUCCAGCCCAGCCCCUUUCCUUGCCUAAAGCUCCGCAGUUGAACAAUGAUGACGAGAGAGCUAUCAUUGCUAACCAGCUAGGCGGAGACAUCGCACUACCCUCAUUGCCCUCAAUUGAUCUCUACCUCACCACCUACUUCAACCUCUUUCACCAUCACCUACCCUUCCUUCAUCCUGUCACCUUCCGUCCUGAAAGCUGCCAACCAGCUCUUCUCCUCGCCAUCUUCUCCAUCGGAGCUCUGUACAAUUUCGAGCAAGAACAAGCGUAUCUGCUGCACCAUGGCUCGAAGAAGCUUGUCAACCAGUUCCUGCAAAACAAAGACAACUUUGACUCGCGAAAAUGCCCUCUCUGGACUAUGCAAAGUACUCUACUGAACAUGGUAUUCGAAAGCUGGAGUGGUGGCUCGCAAGGUCUGGAAUGGGCGUGCUCUAUCAAGAGCUUGCUCGCCAACAUGGUUGCCGGCAACAAGUACGAACUCAAGUUACGGAUUGAUGCUCGCGCAGGGGCUCCGCCAACACACGAACAAUGGGUCAAUGAAGAAGGUUGCCGAAGAACAUAUUAUGCCGUCUACAUCUUCUUCGGAAUGCUGACCCUGACCUACAAUCACACCCCAGCCAUCAGUUUCAACGAGUUCGACUCGUUACCACUACCCUCUUCCGAAUCAUUAUGGAGUAUCGAGCCCACAGACGAGGAUUCUUGGCAAGACAUAUUUGCAGCGUCGCCAACAAUCACUGUUCGAGAGGCGUACGAUAGCCUCUUCCAGGGAGAUGCCGCUCGAUACAGUGCUUUUGCGACUCGAGUAAUGAUCAACGCGCUGUUCCUGGAAGUAUGGAAUUUGAGGAGAAGUUUCGAAUCUUUGCAGGAUGUGGUUCUGGAAUGGAAGAUCCGGAUUGCACUGGAAACCUGGGAGCGAUCACUCGAUUUGUGUGAACCCGAGAUCAUCGUCGUCCCUUUGAGCACACCGCACAAGAGCCACCCUCUGAUCUUCAACUCAAUGGCUGUCUAUCGCAACACCCGUGCAUUCCUUGAAGUGGACCUUAAGAAUGUCCAGGAGGCAUUACGGUAUCACAAUUCAUAUGAGAUUGCCGCAGCCAUGACGUUGACUCGUGACAACGUCAAAAGAACGAAAGAGAUGAUCAAAGUCAUCGAACAAUGUUACGAAUGCAUGGAAAUUGUUGCAAUGCAGGGCAUCAACUGGGUGACCAAAACCUCAUCGACCAAUUGGAGCAUUGAACAUCCCCUCUGCGGUUUGGAUCUCAUUACCAUACUCAGUUUGUGGCUGUAUCGCAUCGAGCAUGACGAUCAAGAAGCGACGGACGAAGAGCUUGCCAUGUACAUGAAAGUACGUGGCUUGUUCGAUGAUGACGCUGUGGAUGCCAAUGGGUCACGGUUGAGCUCGACUGUGGCUCGUGUUUGGGGCACAAUGCUAGACGGCGUGGUUGUUUGGGGCAUCUCAAAAACCAUGGGCGAAUCGUUCAAAUUACACUCUCAAGCUCUGAUCGGCUACGUCGACGAGCUCUCAAUCGAUCCUGUCACAGGCAUGCAGGUAUCUGACCAUGCUCUGAUGGGGAUGGAAACAGCAUAUUAAAUUCCUUCGGCGCCUGACUUACCCUGACUCUCCCCAAUAUCUUGCAUGGCGAUUUGGCGGCUUAUUGGCAUCGAAAUCUGGCGUUUGAAUGGCAUCUUCGAUAUUUCUCUUCUCGACUCUCGACUUUAUAUCAACGAUCUUGUUUGGGCACACGAACAUUCUAUCCAAACAUUAAUUGAGGUGGAUACCAACAAUUCCGAUCGACGCAUCGACACAAGCACAUCAUCCCUCAACCUCACGACAGACAUACAACUACUUAAUCACCUCGACAUGAUACCUUGUGCGCUUAGAGAUACAAGACAUUUGGCAUUUCUUAAUUACGACUUUCCUUCACUCGAGCAAGAAUGGACCAGGUGGUCCUAUAUAGCCAGCAGGGAUUCUGGCUGAUGAAUUUUCGUCCUUUCCUAUUGAAAUUGAGACGGCCGUUAUUUGAUUUGAUUAACCUCUCCUCUGUAUAUUAGUGAAAGUGGAACUUCUUCGGAGAACUGGGGAGGAAAGUGACUCUGUGGAGGCACAGCAUAGCGUCAUCAGUUGCACAGCAAUAUCAAUAGCAAUAGCAAUAGCUACCUAGCUUUUAAUGUCGAGAGACUGUCGUGAA
Molecule: messenger RNA, 3483 nt
Organism: Exophiala xenobiotica
Lineage: Eukaryota; Fungi; Ascomycota; Eurotiomycetes; Chaetothyriales; Herpotrichiellaceae
Exons: 4
Coding region: 405-2885 (826 amino acids)
Biological process (GO): DNA-templated transcription; regulation of transcription by RNA polymerase II
Cellular component (GO): chromatin
Molecular function (GO): RNA polymerase II cis-regulatory region sequence-specific DNA binding; zinc ion binding; DNA-binding transcription factor activity, RNA polymerase II-specific
Source: RefSeq, a predicted model, not a curated record